Fukomys damarensis (Damara mole-rat) is the source of this 1404-nucleotide messenger RNA. RefSeq names its product LIM domains containing 1 (gene Limd1). The annotation marks the transcript as partial. Gene Ontology annotation, molecular function: transcription corepressor activity. Gene Ontology annotation, biological process: regulation of DNA-templated transcription; positive regulation of miRNA-mediated gene silencing; cytoskeleton organization. The record is from RefSeq and is a predicted model, not a curated record. The transcript has 9 exons. Gene Ontology annotation, cellular component: nucleus; adherens junction; P-body. Lineage: Eukaryota; Metazoa; Chordata; Mammalia; Rodentia; Bathyergidae.
CCCGCCUGCCUGACUCACGGAGACUACUACGACAACCUGUGUGUGGCAAGCCCCGCCUGGGCCCACAGGCUGGAAGCAGCCCCCUGCGGGAGCGACCGCCCAUGGCCCAGGCACCUGUAUGGGCCACUGCCGCCCUCUGACAGGGGCCUGCGUGCCCUCCAGGGUAGCUUUGGCCCAGGCGGCGAGACGCCCGCGGGCCUCUGGUCCACUGCCUCCUCCCAGCGAGUGAGCCCGCUCCUUCCAUCCCUGGGCCUGGAGAACGGGGCCCCUGCGCCACCCCAGAGUCCUCCGGUGUCUGUGCCCCCGGCCUCCGGCCAGGGAGCCCACCCGAGGGCAAACUCAGAGCUGGGCUGUGAGGCUUCGGGCACGAGGCCCAAACCCACCGCGGACCCCCGGCCUUGGUUCCAGGACGGGCCCAAGUCUUACCUCUCCGGCUCUGCCCCACCACCUUCGCCAGCCAUCAUGGAUGCCCGCGGGCCGGAUCCUAAGCCCAGCUGUGUAGACCCCAGCCCUGGGCCCAAGCUUGGCCCUGCCAGCCCCUUGCAGGAACUGUCGUGCAGAGAGGGUCCCGCUGGCUGGUGCCCGGACGGCAGCCUGGGCCCGGGGCUCCCAGAGGCCCCUGGCUCCCCCAGGGUGAGGCUGCCCUUCCAGACACUGCUCCCGGGCCCCGAGCUCGGCCCCUCGACUGCGGAACUCAAGUUAGAAGCUCUCACCCAGCGCCUGGAGCGCGAGCUGGAUGCCCCCCCGAAGGCUGACUACUUUGGAGCCUGCGUGAAGUGCAGCAAAGGAGUGUUUGGGGCCGGCCAGGCCUGCCAGGCCAUGGGCAACCUCUACCAUGACGCCUGCUUCACCUGUGCCUCCUGCAGCCGGAGACUGAGAGGAAAAGCCUUCUAUUUCGUCAAUGGCAAAGUGUUCUGUGAGGAGGACUUCCUGUACUCUGGCUUCCAGCAGUCUGCCGACAGGUGUUUUCUUUGUGGACAUCUGAUCAUGGACAUGAUCCUGCAGGCCCUGGGGAAGUCCUACCACCCCGGCUGUUUCCGCUGUGUCAUCUGUAACGAGUGUCUGGAUGGGGUCCCCUUCACCGUGGACCCAGAGAACAAGAUCUACUGUGUCCGAGAUUACCACAAGGUGCUAGCCCCGAAGUGUGCGGCCUGCCGGCUCCCCAUCCUCCCACCCGAGGGCUCCGAUGAGACGAUCCGCGUGGUGUCCAUGGACAGAGACUACCACGUGGAAUGCUACCGCUGCGAGGACUGUGGCCUGGAACUCAAUGACGAGGACGGUCCCACUUCCUGUGAGAAGCACAGUCAGGGGUGGAUCGCCUUUGCCAUUUCUCUGAGGUCCAAGCUGUUGGACUCUCGGCUGAUGUCACUUGCCAGCUUCCUGCACGCUGGCCGAGCCCUCUGA